Molecule: messenger RNA, 4322 nt
Organism: Hyalella azteca
Lineage: Eukaryota; Metazoa; Arthropoda; Malacostraca; Amphipoda; Hyalellidae
Product: matrix metalloproteinase-2-like
Exons: 1
Coding region: 2281-4206 (641 amino acids)
Biological process (GO): proteolysis; collagen catabolic process; extracellular matrix organization
Cellular component (GO): extracellular matrix
Molecular function (GO): zinc ion binding; metalloendopeptidase activity
Source: RefSeq, a predicted model, not a curated record
UCGUGUUAAAAUUUUUAAGGUAAUUACGAGUAAUUAAUCAGACAAAUUUGUUGAUUUCAUGAUAGUUAUUCUUGGAAUUACCAAACAAUAUUUGUUUGUGUCUUUCUGAAGAAUGAUUUUGAAGAUUAUUCAACUAGAUUAUUGUAACUUGUUUCUAAUAUGAAAUAAAAUAAUUAGAUAGACAAUUACUAUGACUCGUCUGAAGCAUUAAAAUGUUACUCUAUAUUCUUUAGUGUAGAAACGAUUACGUGCAUAAAGAAGGUAUUCCGAAAUAUGAGCGCUGAAGGGACCAUCGAAGUGGUUGACGCUAAGGGAAGUACUCGGCCGGUGCUUGGGCAAGUCCUAAAGCUAUCGCAGGAUACGAGCAACAAAGAUAAAAUUCAGAGUACGUCGGGAAACUGCCGCCAGCCUCCACUGUUUGCUGGGCACAGACCAGUUCUUAACUUACCGAGCUGCCCUUAAUAUCGAGAGCGUGGUGGCCGAGUCAUUGAGAUCACCUAGAUCGGAUCAACGAGUGUGAGGUUCGAAACCGGUAACUGGUUGUAAAAUUGCUGGCCAAAGGUGGUCUCGUGGUCAAAAAUCGGCGAGAUUUCAACGUGGCCUAAUCUAAACUAACAUCGCAAUUUUAAUCACGCCAGGCUUGGCUUCCUGUUUCGACGGCUCGUGCUGUGCUCUAUCAAAUUAAAGGGACAUUUUAACCUCUGGCUUAGAAAACUAACUCUUGCAUCAUCAGUUCGGCGGAGCAAAGUUACGCAUGCAUAAAAAAAUAGGUGAAAAGGACAAGUUUUGAGUGACAACGAGCGUUGUUUCAACUAUACUGUGAAAAAAAAACAGUCGUGCUUCAUCAAUUGAUCGGUGAAAUGUUACGCACACAUCAAAGACGAGUGUAAAAUACAAUCUUGAGUGAUGAAGGGCGUUCGACAAUUCGAGCAUCGCUGAAAAAACUCGCCGCUGAAAAAACUCGUCUUCAUCAACUCGCCGUACAAAUUGACGCAGUGUGCGUUAUUGGCAGGUCUGGAGUGAGCGCGGCAGCUUGCAGGGCAUCAUCUUCGAUUUUGUUCACGUGUCUCACAAAAUUUUCGGCGGGCUUGAUAUUUUCUGAACUCGAAGUUCAAGAAGAUCUAUCAUCGUCUUUGAUCAUAAUAUUCAGCGUUGAAAAUUUGGCUGAAGUUUCUACGGAUGUCUGAUCGCCUUAUUUGAAUACUUCGCAGUCUUUCUCUGCUGAAGGAAGCUCGGAUAUAAGUGACAAGCUUUUUUAGUUUAACAUUCUAACCGAGCGAACAUUGAACGAACUCUUUAAUAUUUUGCUCCGAAUUUUGUGAGUGCAUUCAAAUAUUCAAUUUCACAGAGAAACUAAUGAAACUGUUCUGUUUAUAAUUUUUUCUUCCGUUGUUCUACUGAUAAUUAAUAUUAUACCAUUAUAAUGAUCGCUUGCCUCCUUGACGACUAUAUGGUCUUGCGAAGGUUUAAAAACUAGCCUGUCUCGAGUUAUUAUAUUAUAACAUUCAGCAAUAUAGCAUCAUUUAAUAGCUACUUCAUGAUGAGUUUUAAAUGAAUAAAUGUUGAGUAUUAUAAUUGGGGACGAUUCUUCAAUAAAUUGAACCACAUUGCACUAAAUAGUAGUACAAGUCCCGAUCUGCCUUGCAGCUGAGAAUUUUCUGAGCUCAGAAGACAUUUAUUGCCUACAAGUGGCGGAACAACUGUCCUGGCCAGAACGCUGAUUACCGAGAGCGAAGAACAACAUUAGAAUAUUAUUUGGAGGAGAAGAGAGAAAGAAAAUACGAGUGAAGAACAGCUCAAUCACAGUCGUAUGAAAAAGCCCUGCAACUAUCUUCCUACAGAAUAACUUUGCCUUCAACUGAUCUGUCUAUACGACAACUUGAUCCCACAAUUGAUCUAUAUACAUAACAUUCUAUCCCCUCAACUGCACUUCUUACACAACUUGACCCAAAAACAGAUCAACCUAUAUAACAAUCUAACCUCAUAACUGCUCUUCUUACAAAACUUUAUCCAAUAACGUGUCAACCUUUAAAACAACUUUACCCCAUAACUUUUUUGCUUAUAAAAAAAACUUGACCUCACCUUAGUCCAUAUCUUAUCGAGAUCUGCAAUCGGAGUCCGCAAACUGUCGUGAGAAAAUAUAAGCCUCAUCGUUUUUUUAUUAUGCAUAUAACGUUUAGUAGUUAGCAAAUAGUUUUCCAGCAGGAAAAUUGUGUGCAUUUUUAACAAACUAUUUAAUAAUUUUAAUAUAAAACAUAAGUUCGGUAGUAUUCAGUCGAAAUGAGUAUUCCAAAGUGUGCGUUAUCGUACCGAUAUCUUAUUAUUUCUAUCUAUAUCUUAUCCAGCUGUUCAUCACAAAGAAUUGACCUAACGGGUACUGUGUCUACCUUAGCAAAUUUCCAGACAAGACAUAAUAAUCUACUCAAUGAUGAGCAGGAACUGUCAGUUGAAUGUUCAUAUAAUUCAUCACAAAGUGUUGGAAACUCUUCAGGAUUGCGUCCGAGUAGGGAUUUAGUCUCUAACAUUUCUAGUGUAAUAAAUUCGUCUCAUUACUCAGACGUGUUCAAGCCCGUCGAAAGGAUUAACGGGCAGUCAUCGCCUUUUGAAACCGUUUCAGGUAAAUCGUCUUCGCAUCUGGAAAGCCACCAGAAUGUUUCACAAUUGAAUCGCUCGACUUUGAACAAAAGAACUGCAUUACAAAAAAGAAACUCUGGUGAUAAAAUUAGUCUUCAUCCUUCUCCGACUACAGAAAAUGUUAAUUCUUCUAACAGUGCUUCUUCUGUAGAAUCAAAACUACCACGAGACGAGUCUCAUUUCAGGAACACCUCGUACCGAUUUUGUGGCGUGUUGGAUGUUCAAAACAGUUCCUUACACCAAAGGGUCAAAAGAUAUGUGCUUGAAGGGAGCAAAUGGGAAAAGUUGGAAGUAACUUGGGCUAUUGUCAAGAAAACAGAAUCUUCUACAAUAUCCCACAACCAGGUAAUGCACGAUUUAUACCAGGCCUUUAAGUUAUGGAGUGAUGUAUCCAAACUGAAAUUUGUUGAGGUUCAUCCGGAGACGCCAAAAAUAGACAUUGCCGUUGGGUUUUACACCCUUGAUCACAGAGAUCGAUACCCUUUUGAUGGACCUGGCGGGACCCUUGCUCACGCUUUUUAUCCUGGAAGUGGUGGGGACGUUCAUUUCGAUGACCAAGAGGUGUUCAUGCGUCACUCUGAAGCAAUUGGUAGUACUUCUGGCACGAGUUUUUUGGUAACCGCGGCUCAUGAACUUGGACAUUCAUUGGGUUUGCAACACUCCAACGAGCACACGGCUUUGAUGGCCCCGUACUACCAAAGCUAUCCGGAAACUUUUGAGUUACCUGACGACGACCGUCGAGCUAUUCAAGCCUUGUAUGGAGUACCAGAUUCUGGAUUAAAUCCUUAUCGGCCUCAGUUUACUACUCCAGAUACGACAACCACAACCAGCACCUCCACGACUCCAACAACAACAACAACAACAAGAGAGCCAAAUCAACCUCCCGUAGUUCCUCGCACAACUGUACCCACAACUGUACCUAACCAAGGAUCAUGUAAACCGAAGUCAACAGGCUUGGAAAUCCCCGAUGCAUGUAGCACAUCGUUUGAUGCAAUCACUUACUUUAGAGGCGAGCUGUACUUUUUUAAAGAUAAAUUCUUGUGGCGUCUUCCAAUGUUGACCUCUGAGUACCCAUCAGAAUUAGAACGUCUUGGUCUGGAAGCUUUUUCAGGUCUAGAAAAAAUUGACGCUGCGUUUGAAACACCCAAUGGAAAAAGUCUUGUUAUUUUCUCGGGCGAAAAAUUCAUUAAGACCACGCUACAUCGAAAUACUGAAUCAAUCGAGAAAGGUAAAUUGGUAGACCUUGGCAUCAAAAACGUCUCGAAAAUAGAUGCCGCCAUGAUAUGGGGACGCAACGGAUACGCUUAUUUAUUCAGUGGAGAUCUGUACUGGAGAUUGGGAAGUGACGGCAAAGUUGAAAAUGAUUACCCAAGACCCAUGGACGUGUGGCGCGGAGUUCCUUACAACAUUUCAGCAGCAGUUUCAGUGGGCGUGAAGACAUACUUUUUCUAUGAACGUACCUUCUGGCCAUUCGACAAUCAGAAAAUGAGUGUUGUCGAUCCGCCUCGUUUGAUUUCUUCGUUUUUCUUUGAUUGUCCUUAUCCUGUACACGAGGAAAGACAAAUUUGCUGAAAGGUAAAAGUUUUGUAAAUUCGUAUUCUGUUAAAGUCUUUAAUAGGUACGCAUUUAUCUUGUCGCAGACAUCUGACGAAGGUCUACUGUAGAUUAUAAUAUACAUGAGUUCUGCC